CCAUACCACAGAGAAGCCUGCUGCUCCUCAGGUUUGAUCCCGCCCUUCCUAGUUGGAGGGGUGCCAAGUGGCCAUCUCUGACUACUGGGUCAUUGGCAUUCUAUUACAGGCUAUUCACAUGAAUGCUUCUGUACGUAAACUGUCAUCUGAAGAUUGAUCAUUACAACCCUUCUAUGCCGAUGGGUUUGCGGUCUGGAUAGCCUAUAGCCUCUCUGGGUCUGGGUAUGAAUGCCCAAUUGUGAUGGCCCCAGACUUGUGCAAUCACAUUUACUCUUCUUCCCAUUGCCUUGACAGAAGCCAGACAACAUUGAUUUUGUGGCUUGUGCUGAAGGGAAUGUGCCUCCAACUGCAGCAUUACCUGUGUUAUGUGCACAAGCUCCACCUCUAUUGGCCCGAGUAACUUAAUGACUUUGUGUUGUGACCGGGGUGGCUGAGAAAUGCUAAUGCUCGCAAUAUGCCAAUAUCGACCACAGAGCGAGGUUGUAUCUGUUGAAAUUCAAAAGCCAUCCAAUUCCAAUAUCCUAGGUUGAUACAAUUCACCAGCUCUCCUCUGCAUUGGAACAUCAUAAGCUCAAGGGAUUAGGCUCAGACUCAAGAGAAUUCAAGGGUUAGGGGCCUACUCUACCCCAGUACCCUACGAGCCAGCCAAAGAAUCAGCACUUCCACGUGGCAAACCGAUGCUGGUGUACACGCAUGAGACAUUCAAAUCUGAUGGUAUUGAAGGGUGAUUUGGUGAUGAAGGCGUGUAGGUUAAGGUUAGGUAAGGUUUGUUCAUUGACAGGACAAGACGACACACCAGAGGCAGGUCCAAGGCAACCCCUGUCCUUAUUAGGCCACCGGGUGUCAGACUUAUGUUUGAUGUUGGCAUGUUGCCUCCUCUACUGAGCGAUUCUGAGGAAGUCUCGACUGAGUCGAGACUCUUCUUUAAUUUCUACAAUGCUACUCUAGCCGCGUUCCUGCGUCUGGGUUUGGCCCCCCCAAUAACGAAGGAGUUCACUUUUGCUACGACGAGGGCCGUGCAUCACGGCCUUCCAUAUUGAUGUGGGCCACAGCAAUAAAUUGAGAGGCCGUGAUUUCACGGUCAAGCGAAGGGUCAAACUGGUCGAGGUGGCAAAGAGUCCCAUACACUGUGCACUGUCCUCUUCUCUCAUGCAUCCAUCCAUCUGAGCUGAGGCAACCUUGAAAGCCCAGAUAGAGUUACAAGAAUACCCCCAUCGGAUCUUUAUCUCCAUCUCGCUUACGUGACCGAAUUAACCCUCAUUGUCAUUGGUAUUGGCGUAUUGCCCCAAUAUCAACAAUCCAAUAAAGAGAGAAAGAGGCCGAUCUGGUAUCGGGUUUCGAUGAUCUGUCUCUCUGUCCCUCUCUGUGUAUCAGUAUGUGGUAGUGGUACCAUAUGCGAAUUGCUUCAAUUCUCAAUUCUCAAGAGCGCGACAGCUUUGAUUUCGUUCUUCUCUGAUUCUCUCAAGUCUCAAUCAGAGGAAUUACUAUAGUGCAAGUGCACUCGUUUGUUGAUGGAUGUGGACUGUUCCAAGUUGGAUAGCCGUUGGACAAGGUUGAGAGGGCAUUUUAGUCGUUUGACGACCUCAGCGGCAACGCGGCACGGGACACAGCAGCUGCGACCUGCGAACUAGCGGAGCGGGUAAUUCUGUUAUUACUUACAUUACCGACACCACAAAACCCACCACCCUAUUCUUUUAUCUUCUCAAAAUUUCCACACUCUGGAGUCUAGUCCACCCUCCUCACCAUGACCGCCAUGGCAUUGGCAACUACCACCACCACCACCUCAGCUCAAAUUCUCCGCCACGCUACCAACUUCAUCAUUGCAACUCUUUCUCAGUCCCACCUCCGCCACCACCUCUUCUCCGUCUUACGUCGUAAACUUCCUCCCUCCCACCAGAACCUUAGCCCACUCAACCUAGCCGUUGAAACCCUCGAAAAAGCCAUUUCAGUUGCUAACCAUGCCACCAGAUCUUCCAUUCUACGCCUCGUAGAAAAGCUCCUCUCCUCUUACGCUGACAACGCCUUCUCUUCCUUUCUUCUGUCCCUUAUGUACGGUCUCUGCCAUCGCCCCGAUGACGCCGCUCUCCGACUCCUCGACCUGUUCUAUUUGGAUCCCUCCACUGCCAGGUCAGAAAUAGCUCCGUCCCUAUUCGAAGAGCUCUUUCUCCUUCACCUCCUCCCGAUCCUCCAAUGGUUCAAAGAUCAGAGAUCCAGAAUUUUGUCGUCUGUGUCGUCGGAUUCCAGUUAUGGUGUUGAUGAACGGUCUGUAUCAGCCGAGGCAUUGGCAAAAUCAUGCACGAGAUUACUGUCAAGGAUGAGUUUGGAUCAAGCGGCAAAGCUGAGGGAGCUGGAGAGGGACUACGAGGAGGUUGUGGACGAGAACUGCAGGGAAUUGGCGGGGUAUUUUAAGCAAGUAUUAAGGUAUAAGGAUACAAUUGAAUCGAUUUCUCCACCGCCGUUGAUAUUGACGAAGAUCUGCCAAGGUGGAGAUUUUCGGCACGAUGUAGAGGAUAAGAUCAAAGUGGAAGAACUUGGAUCGACCACCAGCGCCCGGUACAACCCAAUUUGGGCAGAAGGAGAUAUCUCAGUUGAAUUCUGCACCAGUAGCAGUAGCAAAUCCAAAUAUCCACCAUCAUAUCCUCAACGAGACUCCGGACAUAUCAUCACAAACCAAAAACCAGGCGAUCGAGACUCGAAUUCCCGACUUGAAUCUUCCAUGGACAACAAUUCGACUGAUUAUACUUCUUCAGAAGCGGAAGCCGAAAUGGAGGAAAAUAACAGAGGAAUGGCAUUGUUCCAGUCCAACCAAAACCGAUUUCACAAAGAAAAGCAACCUAUGUCUGCAGAUUCCAGCUGUUCUUCAGAUCCUCUUGUGGUGGAGUCUGAUAAUCCUUGUGGUGGCUGGAAACAUACACCUCCCAAGGACUUUGUCUGUCCAAUUACCACCCACCUCUUUGUAGACCCAGUGACCCUCGAGACGGGUCAGACCUAUGAGCGUAAAGCAAUUCAAGAAUGGCUGGACAGAGGAAAUUCUACAUGCCCCAUCACGCGCCAGAAGCUGCAUAACACUCAACUGCCCAAGACAAAUUAUGUCCUCAAACGGCUUAUUGCAAGUUGGAAAGAAAUAAAUGCUGGGGUAGUCCAAGGACAAUAUGAGGAUCCACAUUCCAAGACUAACCCAUUGUUAAACUCGACGAGGCCUUCUUCUUCUCCGACCAGUGUAAUAAUGAGCCAAGCAAUCACUCAUGAUAUGGUUACCAAGCUACGCCUUGCCAUCACCAACCUUUGUAUGUCGGAAGUUCUGACGGAGUCAGAAAUGGCUGUCCUCCAAAUUGAAAGAUUCUGGCGAGAAGCCAACACGGAGCCAGAAAUUCAGAACAUGCUCUCGAGACCUGCAGUUGUCAAUGGGUUCAUCGAGGUCCUUCUCAAUUCCAUUGAUCCUCAUAUGCUGAUGGUCACGGUAUUUCUUCUCUCGGAGCUAGGUUCAAGGGACCAAGGCGUGAUUGGGACACUUGCCAGGGUUGACUCUAAUGUUCAAUAUGUGGCUGCCCUGUUCAAGAAGGGGCUUCUGGAGGCUGUUGUACUAAUUUAUCUAUUGAGGCCUUCUACUGCAAGCCUUGUUGAAAUGGACAUGGUUGAAUCGCUCCUAACGGUUAUUAAGAAGAAAGAGGAGGAUUUGUUUGGGAUGUGCCUGAGACCAAAGACGGCUGCAGUGCUUUUGUUGGGGCAAAUAGUAGGAAGUACAGGGGAGGGUAAUGUGUCUAUAAUUGCACAGACUUUGGUUUCUGCAAAAGAUAUUGAAGCUAUUGUUGAGAGCUUAAAAGCUGAUUGGGUGGCGGAGAGGAUUGCAGCAGUUGAAAUCUUGUUGAGAUGCGUGCGGAAGGAUGGGAAAUGCAGAAAUUGCAUUGCUAAUAGUGCUGAACUGACUCUUGUUUUGGAGAGCUUGAUGGGAGCAAAUGAUAGGGAACGGUUUACCAUUGUUCAAUUUCUUUACGAAUUAGUUAAGCUAGACAGGAGGACAUUCAAUGAGCAGCUUCUUCGUAUCAUGAAGGAUGAAGGUGCUUUUAGUAUGAUGCAUACCCUCCUUAUUUAUCUACAAACAGCCCUCCAGGAGCAACGCCCUGUGGUUGCCGGUCUUCUUAUCCAACUUGAUCUUCUGGUGGAGCCAAGAAGGAUGAGUAUAUAUCGUGAAGAGGCCAUAGAUGCCCUCAUUUCAUGCCUCAGAGAUUCUGAAUUUCCCACCACUCAAAUAGCAGCUGCCGAGACAAUUGUAGCCCUGCAAGGGAGGUUCUCUUCUUCUGGGAAGCCUCUUGCUCGAAUCUUUCUUCUAAAACGUGCAGGACUUGACAGAGGUUACAAAACUCUAAUGAGAACAGAGAAGCUAAGCAACAUCUUUGGAGAGUCUGAGGAGAAUUUGGAAGAAGAGAGAGCAGCAAAUGAAUGGGAAAGAAAAAUAGCAUUUGUUCUAGUCAGUCAUGAGUUUGGCCUACUUUUUGAGGCUUUAGCAGAAGGCCUGAAGAGCAAACAUUCAGAAUUGGCCACAGCAUGCUUUGUCUCUUCCACGUGGCUCACAUACAUGCUCAAUGUUCUUCCAGACACAGGAAUAAGAGGAGCAGCUAGAGUGUGCUUGCUGAAGCAAUUUGUUUCAAUAUUCAAGUCCAGAAAAGACAUUGAGGACAAAGCUCUCUCCAUGCUUGCUCUUAACAGUUUUGUCCAUGAUCCUGAAGGACUGCAGGAUCUUACUUUCCACAUGAAGGAUAUGUUGAAAGGCUUGAGAGAGCUGAAGAAAUCCUCUGCAUUGGCAUCCAAGAUGCUGAGGGUUUUCUCAGAAUGGCACGACCUUGGUCCUGAUCUAUGGAAGCAUAAAGAGUUGAUUCAAGUUGAUUGCAGUGUGAAUGGGGAUGUGCUGUCUAUAAUUUGCUUCAAGGGCAAAAUAUUUUCUGGCCAUUCAGACGGAACAAUAAAGGUAUGGAGUGGUCGAGGUAGCCUUCUUCAUCUUAUCCAAGAAACUCGAGAACAUACAAAAGCGGUCACUAGUUUAACAGUAUUACAAUCUGCUGAUAGGCUAUACAGUGGUUCACUUGAUAAAACUGCAAGGGUCUGGGCUAUUGAGGAUGAAGCAAUCCACUGCACACAAGUUUACGAUAUGAAAGAUCAAGUUUAUAAUUUAAUUGUAGCCAACACUGUUUCAUGCUUCAUUCCACAGGGAGCUGGUAUCAAGGUUCAUUCGUGGAAUGGUGGAUCUAAGUUGCUUAACCCUAACAAAUAUGUGAAGUGCUUAGCUCUUGUACAUGGGAAGUUAUACUGUGGUUGCAGCGAUAAUAGUAUUCAGGAAAUUGAUUUGGCUUCUGGAACACUCUGUACAAUCCAAACUGGCUGUAAAAAACUACUAGGAAAAGCAAGUCCUAUCUAUGCAAUUCAAGUUCAUGAUGGUCUUAUAUACUCAGCUGGCAGCUCUUUAGAUGGAUCAUCUGUAAAGAUAUGGAGCACUUCAAAUUUCAGCUUGGUUGGAUCGCUGCAAUCUACCUUGGAAGUGAGGACCAUGGCUGUAACUUCAGAGCUGAUUUAUUUGGGAUGCAAGAUGGGGAUUGUGGAGAUUUGGUGCAAGGAGAAAUAUAGUAGAGUACAAAUACUACAGACAGGAAGCAAUGGUAAGGUGCUUUGCAUGUCUGUAAACGGGGAAGAUGUUUUGGUUUUUGGAACAUCUGAUGGCUGGAUACGGGCAUGGGGGCUUUGUUAAAGAGAAUCCUUUAAAUCUUGGACAUUGUAGUUUAGAAUGACAAAUAGAAUAGUUGAUUCUUUCAAUCAUGUAUUCUUUUUACACUUUCUGAAGCUUUUUGUGCUUUCCGUUGAUGAUAAUUGUAUAGUUGAAAUUGAACUGUAAUAUUGUUAAGAUUCAUUUGUACAGGAACAAUGUUUGAGUUUUCUGAAAUGAAAUGCCAAUUUAAUUUGCAGAA
Nelumbo nucifera (sacred lotus) is the source of this 5957-nucleotide messenger RNA. Its product is annotated as putative E3 ubiquitin-protein ligase LIN. NCBI's taxonomy places the organism in Eukaryota, Viridiplantae, Streptophyta, Magnoliopsida, Proteales, Nelumbonaceae. The record is from RefSeq and is a predicted model, not a curated record. Gene Ontology annotation, biological process: protein ubiquitination. Gene Ontology annotation, molecular function: ubiquitin-protein transferase activity; protein binding.